Molecule: messenger RNA, 2522 nt
Organism: Amoebophrya sp. A25
Lineage: Eukaryota; Dinophyceae; Syndiniales; Amoebophryaceae
Source: the annotation of a GenBank genome assembly
AAGCUGUAUGAUCAAAAUGUGAGGAACCAUAUCUUUCGUGAGUAGUGAAUACAGUCAGACGGAGGAUCGUGUGAACCUUAGUGGUGUACUCACAUUUUUUGGUUGUUCAUUGUAAGACUAAUAAGAGGAAGAACAACCACAUUCAAAAAAGACCACACAAAGAUCAACGAAAUGGAGGUUCGUUCUUUUGUGGUCAACUCGUUCACCAAGCAGUUAUACAGCGGGAAUCCUGCUGGUGUCUGCCUGCUAUCCGAAGAAAAUGCAGUCGAUGAAACGACGAUGCUGCGCAUCGCAGGGGAACUGAAACACUCGGAAACCGCUUACAUCUGGCCGUUAGGACGGAACGCUUUAUUGAUUAUGUGUGGUGAAUGUGAAGACGACUCUAUUUGUUAUCGAAAUUAUCGACUAGAACAAACUUAAGGUUCAAUCCGAAUCGACUCACAUCAUCAUCUUCACUGGAGAACAAACUUAACCUCUAGCUCUAGAAGUGUGCAUCCUGGCUACCCUAAAGGAGUUGCUCUAACCAAGCAGCUGGCUACCCUAUCGGAGUCGCCUGUGGUGGCCUGGGAGGCAUUCCUUUAAGUUUCAAAGGCACCCGAACAGACCUCCCAGGCCACCACACCAGGCGACCUCCUGCUCCUUCGUUUUCUUGGUUUGGGUGUUUGUUUGACCAUGUCUUCUGGUCCGAAGUGUCCUAGUGAGCCUGCAGCACCCAUUUCCGAAGUACUCUUCGUUCUCGCCUGGAAAUUUUGACUCUUCUUCGCACCGAGUCCUUCGUUCUCGCCUGGAAAUUUUGACUCUUCUUCGCACUGAAAUUUGGAUAGCGGUAGCGUCUGCGUCUGCAGCAUUAUAACCACUACUUCCUCUAACCAAGCAGCUGGUUCGUCCGAAGGAGAGACGUGCCAGAUGACCACAGGCGACGGAGUAGAUUGGGCCAUUCGCUGGUUCACUCCUACAAACGAGGUAGACCUCUGCGGACACGCUACACUAGCCGCAGCUCAUGUCCUUUUCACGACUGCGGGAGAGGUGAAGCAAGGGGGCACAAGUAACGCAGUUCGGUUUUGGGCAGUUCUGCGAAAGACAUGGCUGUGUGUGGAAUUGGUGUCAGGUGAGAAGGACAGUGACAGCAGUAGCGCUCCAACAACAACAUCAAGUGGUUUGCUCACUUCUACAAUGAAGAUGACAUUUCCAUGUUUUUUGCCAAAGGAGAUCGGAAUUGUACCAGGCGACGACUUCUACGAACUAGCGAUGAAGAUUCUCAGAUCGAUAUUUGCUGUAUCAGGUAGUCUAGAAAGCGAAAGGCAGUCUGUUGCAACCAUGUGAAUUCAGUAAUCAGGAACCCGAGAGACAGAGGCCUGGGGUGGAUUCAUUACUUUUCAUUUUCUAUUUCAAUCAAACAGGGAAGCUUUUUCUGAAGUCCGUCCGUCGAGUAGUGGAAACAACGAAGGGGUGAUUAUUUGGUCUCUUCGUCUUCGAUCUUGUGGAAGAGCCACUAAGAUAAAGGUUGGUUCACGAGCCACAAAAACAACUACAACAGGUAACGCCACGGCCACCGCAGCAAUACCAGAAGCAGAACAAGGCAACGGUUAUCUUCAGGACACCAAAAAUGACUUCUGCAAAAAUUCCAUCAUGUCCUUGAGUUGGAGUCUGGAGACAAAAAAGCUGUUCCUAGAAUUGUCACCGGACGUCGACCUAGGAGGUUUGCAUAUCCCGAACGAAACUAUGGAAGAAUGGGUGAUGUGGACAUCAUCUCUUCCGAACAAUGCAUCAACCUCUUGCCAGGCACAUCAAUCAAUCAAUCAAUCAUCUUCCUCAAGUCUAGUGCGGGGCGUUGGUCUAUGGCAGGGUGCUCUUGCAUCAGAGGUGCAGUGUUCAUCAUCAACGAAGCAGCAUACUGUUAAGGCUCAACCAUUUCAGUGGUCACCAUUUAGAUUGGAGUCACUGAGAUCGAAGAGGCGACCCCUUCUUGACAGAACUAAAAACAGGGGAAAUAAACGAAGGGAAAAGGGGAGAGCUUUGAAGGUGGUCUCUUCCGUUCCGCAUCAGCGACCACUGUCUGCUGACCUUUAACACUGCUUACUUUCGAACGCGAUAUUUCUCUCCUUGGAACGGCAUAGCCGAGGAUCCAGCGAAUGGGAGUUCACAUACCGCUUUAGCACCCUUGUGGUUGUCGAGAAGUUUAUCGAGGACGAUACAGGAGAAAAAUGAUGAAGCUGUUGACACUCCGCUCUCUAGCAGUUCUAAAGGAAAGUGCCAAGAUGAACCGAAGACCUUCCUCUCUCAGAUAUGUAGCAAGCGUGGAGCAGAGAUGGAGGUUUCGGUGAAUGAAGGAGGAAACACAAUGAACAUGAUAGGAUCUGCAGUCACAAGUUUAGAAGGAAAGAUGUUUGUGUAGCUUUUUUCUUGUGCGAUUAACAUGAACACGCCUCUACAGAGUGCUUGCGUGCGUGGUAAUCCGCACGUGGAAGCAAUAGCAUGAACGUACAUGAGCCACUGCAUGCUGUAAAAAGGGUUAUGCUUAU